AUGGAAGAUUCUCGUGGAAGAUUCUCAUGGAAGAUUCUCAUGGAAGAUUCUCAUGGAAGAUUAUCAUGGAAGAUUCUCAUGGAAGAUUCUCAUGGAAGAUUAUCAUGGAAGAUUAUCAUGGAAGAUUCUCAUGGAAGAUUCUCAUGGAAGAUUCUCAUGGAAGAUUCUCAUGGAAGAUCCUCAUGGAAGAUUCUCAUGGAAGAUCCUCAUGGAAGAUUCUUAUGGAAGAUUCUCAUGGAAGAUUCUCAUGGAGGAUUCUCAUGGAAGAUUCUCAUGGAAGAUUCUCAUGGAAGAUUCUCAUGGAAGAUUCUUAUGGAAGAUUCUCAUGGAAGAUCCUCAUGGAAGAUUCUCAUGGAAGAUUCUCAUUCUCACUUGAAUUUUAAAUUUUGA
Messenger RNA from Hydra vulgaris (swiftwater hydra), 390 nucleotides. RefSeq lists its product as uncharacterized. NCBI's taxonomy places the organism in Eukaryota, Metazoa, Cnidaria, Hydrozoa, Anthoathecata, Hydridae. The record is from RefSeq and is a predicted model, not a curated record.